AUGUCCUCCAGCGCUGAAUUAAUACGUUGCAUCACACUUUACGUUGGUUUACCAGUAUUUAGCAUUGGUACAGUAGGUAAUUUGCUCAAUAUUCGCUAUCUAUGGCGUACACGUAAUAAUCCAUGCGCGUUUCUAUUUUUGGUUGGAUCGAUUGUUAAUUGCAUUGUACUAUUCUAUGGUCUACUAACACGAAUUCUUAGUGUAGGUUUCAAUCUUGAUUGGUCGACGACAAAUGUCGGUUGGUGUAAGACUCGUAUAGCAUUUACACAAGCGAGUUUUCUAAUUUCAUUAACUUGUGUUUGUUUGGCAAGUUUCGACCGAUUGUUUUCGAGUUGUAGACAAGAAAAAUAUCGACGGUUGAGUCGAUUAUCACUUGCUCGAAUAUCAGUUCUUCUAACCACUGUUCUAUGGCUUGGCCAUUCCGUACCUUAUUUAGUCUACGCUGAAUUGAUCAGUAACUCCAACACGGACAGUGUCUCUUGCUCACUUCUACCAAAUAAAUCGUAUGCGACCUAUCGAACAUAUGUUGCACUACCUCUCUAUCUUGGUGUAUUUCCAGCGAUGAUUUUAAUCGUAACAGGCAUCUUAACAUAUAGAAAUACCAAUCAUUUACGCCAAGGCCAACAACGUCAAUUGAUCCAAAAGCAAUUGACAACUGUCAUGCUCUUACAAACGCCAUGUAUACUCCUUUCAACUUCACCAUAUGUCGUCUUUACAGUAUAUUUAACACUUACCACAGCAGUCGUGAAAAGUGCUGAUGUGAAAUCAAUGGAAAAUAUACUAUCAAGUGUCUUCACAUUGAUCUUCUACUUCGCGUUCUCCUGCCAGUUCUUUAUUUUCUACAUCUCAACGAAAUCGUUUAGAGAAGAAAUGAAGAAUUUUAUCUUACACAAGAGAACAAAUCGUGUUCGACCCAUUUCAUAA
This is a messenger RNA of Adineta ricciae, 924 nucleotides long. Lineage: Eukaryota; Metazoa; Rotifera; Eurotatoria; Adinetida; Adinetidae. The record is from the annotation of a GenBank genome assembly.